Molecule: messenger RNA, 3522 nt
Organism: Strongyloides ratti
Lineage: Eukaryota; Metazoa; Nematoda; Chromadorea; Rhabditida; Strongyloididae
Product: Protein kinase domain and AGC-kinase, C-terminal domain and Serine/threonine-/dual specificity protein kinase, catalytic domain and UBA-like domain and Protein kinase-like domain-containing protein
Exons: 3
Coding region: 1-3522 (1173 amino acids)
Biological process (GO): positive regulation of apoptotic process; regulation of organ growth; hippo signaling
Molecular function (GO): protein serine/threonine kinase activity; protein binding; ATP binding
Source: RefSeq, a predicted model, not a curated record
AUGUUUAAUCAUAGGUAUCAAUAUGGACCUUCUGGACAGACAGGGGUUCCAGGAUUUCAUUCACAGGGUACCUUUACUAAUAAUGGAAAAUCAUUUGAUAAUAAUCAAGUAACAGGAAAUAAUAUUUUACCACAACAUAUUAUAUCAACUAAAAAUGGUACUUCUACAUAUUGUAUAGAUACCUCUGACUCAUUAAAUUUACAGAAUGGAAAACAUUAUAAAGAAAAAUUAUCAUGUAUUAGAGAAGAUUUAAAAGCAUUUGAACAACAGACAAAUUAUUCAAUAACCAAUCAUACACCAUACCAAAAUCCGGUAAAAAAUAUUCAAUUUCCAGGUUACUCUCGGUCAUCAACAACUAAUCAAAGACCAUCUCCACCAUCAUCAUCAUCAUCAGCAACAACAACAACAAAUUAUGGUGAUAGUAAUAAUAGUAGAGAUACCCAAAAAAGUAUGAUUAAUUAUUUAACAUCAAUGGGAUAUAAUGAAGUUGAUGCUAUAUGUGCACUUAAUUUAGUAAAAUAUUCAUCAGUAACUGCUGCAGCAAAUUUAUUAAUAUCAAUAGAAAAAAAUAAAGGUAAUGAAGAUAUUAAUAAUGGUGUAUAUAAUAAUAAUAUUCAUACAUCUAUAAUUAAUGUACCAAGUAAUGGUAAGGUAUACCUACCACCACCACUACCACCACUUUCAUCAGUACAGUCACAACAGUCUGGUAAUAAUAUAACAUUAUCAGCACCACCAUCAGCAGCAGCAGCAACAACAACACCAUCACAAUUACCACUACCAGCAUCAUCAUCAUCAUCAACAACAACAGCAACAACAACAUCAACAUCAACUACUGCAUAUCCGGUGAAUAGUAUUGAAGAAAAUGGUAAUUGUGAUGGAAGCUAUCAGGAAUAUAAUAAAAGAAUUCCUUUAUAUUGUCAAUAUCAAAAUAAUUAUUAUUAUAAUGAAUGUCUUGAUAAACAGACAUCUCAAAGAACAGGGACUGUCAUAUCAAUAGAACAAGGAAGUAGUAAUAAUUUAUCAUUAUCAAAUUAUAAAUCACCAAUUAAUAGUAAUGAUAUAAGAAAAGUACAUUCAUCCAGAAUUCCUACAACACCUGAUCAACAACAUCAAAAAAAUGCUACAUAUAAUAAUAUAGAGGUUAAAAGAAGUGACUCUUAUAAAAUACCAACAACAAAUAAUACAAGAAAUAUUAAUUUAAUAAAAAUGCAUCAACAAUCAUCAUUUGGAAAUGGAUCAACAAAUUUACCAAAACAACAAUCAUUAACUACUUCUUCUUCUUCAACUACUACUACUACUACAACUACAUCAACUACUACCUCAUCAUCAGGAAAUUUUAAUAGAAAUUCACCAUCAUUACAUAAUAAUAUUGUUAAUAAUAAUCGUGGUAUUCAAAGUAUUAUUGUUAAUCCUGAUGUAACACCAGAUCUUGAAAAAGAAUUAGAUAAAAUAUGUAAAGUAGUUACAAGAUUACCAUUAAUAAAUAGUACAAGUCUUGAUAUACCAUUAACAUCAUCACCAUCUGAUGAUAAUAAUUAUUAUAAUAAAGAAGAAAGAAGAAAAAGUAGUGGUAAUUUUGAAAGAAAUAUUGGUAAAAGAAAAGUUAUACGUAGUUUAUCACCACUUCCUGAAUCAGUUAAUAAUCGCCUCAAAAAUAAUAUAUUUGAAAGUAAUAUAAGGCAUUGUAAAGCUGGUAUGUUUAGAUUUUUUAUGGAACAACAUAUUGAAAAAUUAAUUCAACAAUAUAAAGAAAGAAAUCAAAGAGCAAUACAAUUGAUGAGUGAAAUGGAACAAGCUGAUUUACCAGAAAGAUUAAAAAAACAAUUAUUAAAAUUUUUACAUCAAAAAGAAUCAAAAUAUAUAAGAUUAAAAAGGCAAAGAAUGAAUGUUGGAAUGUUUGAUAUACUUAAACAUAUUGGUGUUGGUGCAUUUGGUAAAGUAUCAUUAGUUAAAAAAAAAGAUACAGGACAAGUUUAUGCAAUGAAAACUUUAGUUAAAACUGAAGUUAUUCAAAAACAACAAGCUGCACAUGUUAAAGCUGAAAGAGAUAUAUUAGCUGAAGCUAAUAGUCCAUGGAUUGUUAAAUUAUUUUUUAGUUUCCAGGAUAGUUGUAAUUUAUAUUUUAUUAUGGAAUAUGUUCCUGGUGGUGAUAUGAUGCAAUUAUUAAUAAAUAAAGGAAUAUUUAAUGAAAGUUUAGCUAGAUUUUAUAUUGCUGAAUUAACAUGUGCCAUUGAGUAUGUUCAUAGUUUAGGAUUUAUUCAUAGAGAUAUUAAACCUGAUAAUAUAUUAAUUGAUAAAUUAGGACAUAUAAAAUUAACUGAUUUUGGAUUAUGUACAGGAUUAAGGUGGACACAUGAUAAAAGACAUUAUGUUAUAGCUGAAAAUGGUGAAAUUCCUGAACAUAUGAGAAGUGAUUCAUUUAAUCUUUCUAAUGGUGGAAAUUGGAAAGAACCUAUUAAAGUAUUAGAACAAAGAUAUGCUAAUAAAAGAAAUCAGGCUCAUUCAGUUGUUGGAACAUCUAAUUAUAUGGCACCAGAAGUUAUAUUAAAAAUAGGUCAUACUAAAGCAUGUGAUUGGUGGUCUGUUGGUGUUAUACUUUAUGAAAUGGUUCUUGGUAGGCCACCAUUUAUGUCACAAACAGAAGAUCCAAGAGAAACGCAAUAUAAAAUUGUUAAUUGGAAACAUUAUCUUAAUUUAGUUGAUCAUACUGGAAAAUUAUCAAAAGAAUGUUUAAAUAUGAUAAAAAAUUUAUGUCGUGAUCAAGAAAGUAGACUUGGAAAAAAUGGUGCUAAUGAAAUAAAAAAAGAUUCAUGGUUUAAUGGAAUUGAUUUUAAUACACUUAGAAGUAGAAAAGCAGAAUGGAUACCAAAAGUUGAUCAUGCUGAGGAUACAUCUAAUUUUGAUGAUAUAAAAUUUGAAGAUGAUAUAUUUGGUGGUGAUUUACCACCACAAUUUGUAAAUAAUCCAGCUUUUUAUGAAUUUACCUAUAGACAUUUCUUUGAUCUUGAAGGACAAGGUCCAAUGUCUGGUGGUAGAAUAUACCAUUCUCAUAAAAGAGCUCCAUUAAGUAAUAUUGAGGGGAUGUCUACAAUAAUGACAAUCCAUGAAAAUAGUAAUAAUGAUAAAGGAUCAUUUAAUAAUACAAAAGAAAGUCAAAAAAUUAGUAGUAAUUUCACCAGAACAACAACAUCAUUCUCCCCAGGUAAAGAAUCUCCAAUAGCAAAUAAUAUUAUUGGAGGACUUGGUACUGAAAACCAGGGAAAAAUAAUAACUAAUAUAAAUAAUUCUUUUCAAAAUCCUAAAAUGUUAAAUGGUGGAUUAUUGACAUGUAAUGUUUCCGGAAAUGGUGGAAGUAGAUUAAAUGGUUUUCAUCUUCUCAAACACCAUCAAAAAUAUAAACUUUCAAGUGCCAUAAGGACACCUUCAAUGGGUAGGAAAGGAGAAAGAAUAGAAGGAAGAAAAAAUGAAGUAAUAAAAGAAGAUGACUCUUAUGAAAGUGAUCCUUCAGAAAUGAAGGUUUAA